Messenger RNA from Laetiporus sulphureus 93-53, 615 nucleotides. Its product is annotated as DUF1857-domain-containing protein. The record is from RefSeq and is a predicted model, not a curated record. The coding region runs from base 101 to 595 and encodes 164 amino acids. Lineage: Eukaryota; Fungi; Basidiomycota; Agaricomycetes; Polyporales; Laetiporaceae. The transcript is spliced from 3 exons.
CAGCAGGCCCCAAUCUCAAUAACCGCACAUUCCACGUUUCACUAUUCAACUGCAUACAUAAACCCUUGACCGACACUGAAGUGUUCAGCCAGCCUCCAAUAUGCGAUUCGUAGCAGUCACCCACCCGAUCAACCCCGCCGGCGAGGAGCGGCUCACCAGAGGACAAGUAUACGAAGGACUCAAGAUCAAAGCUCGCGAUCCUAUGAAAUUCAUUUCGGCCAUCGCCAGCUGCAAGGUCCUGAGCGAGCAUCCGACCGGUCUGCUGCGCGAGGUGCAGUUCAAGGGUCAAUCCGCACUCGCGCACGAGAAAGUCGAGUUCUUCCCUCCGGGAGCGGUGUACUUCACGAUGGUCUCGCCCACCACUGGCGAACUGCUCGCAUCGAUCACCAACGUUAUCAGCAGCACGCCAGACGGGGAGCUCUGGCUUACAUUUACGUUCGCAUGGGGCCCGAACGGCCCUUUGGAUGUCAGUGAGGAAGCCGUGGCGCAGGAGAAAGAGCGAGAGGAGAUGGGGAGGGAUGCAGUUGCUCACACUAUCAAAGCCAUUCGUGAACUUGUGAAGGCAAACACGUUUAGCUAUACACUAUUUGAAUGAUAAACACGUCUAUUUUCCGC